Messenger RNA from Priapulus caudatus, 777 nucleotides. RefSeq lists its product as uncharacterized. Gene Ontology annotation, molecular function: ATP binding; kinase activity. Gene Ontology annotation, biological process: phosphorylation. The record is from RefSeq and is a predicted model, not a curated record. The transcript has 7 exons. The coding region runs from base 1 to 777 and encodes 258 amino acids. Lineage: Eukaryota; Metazoa; Priapulida; Priapulimorpha; Priapulimorphida; Priapulidae.
AUGAUAAAAACUGAAAAUGACACACCUCCAAUGAUAGCAAUCAUUUUGUUGAUUGCAGAGUCAGGAGGAGUGCAGGAAAUAGAGACAGACGCUAAAGGUGAAUGUAGCCUAGCAGACGAAUCAGCUUUAGAACUGGGCAACAUUGGCAUACAGGUCGAAAAAUCGUUCUCUGACGCGCGAGAUAUAGAGUUUGCCUUGAAAGACGGACAGAUCUACCUGCUGCAAGCUCGACCAAUCACGUCCCUCAACAUGGAGUCAGAAUACGAGCUGAUGCAUGAGCAGGAUUCACCGCUGUUAAUUGAUGAUGAACUGUAUACAAACGCGAAUACCGGGGAGAUGAUGCCUCAGGCGAUGACACCUCUCACACUAGACGCAUUUGUCACUAACCUUGCCGGGAUGGGACAGAUCAUGCGGUGGCCAUCGGGAAUUUCUCAGGAUACGUACAUGGACGUGUUCGGAUCAACCUUCUGCAAACAUGUUUUUCUGAACAUGUACAGCGGAAUGUACUACGCGAAUGAGUACACAAUGGGAUCGGAUACAAAAGGCAUGAAGAAUACUAUAGAUAUUUUACUGUUUGGAGGCUGCACAGGAGACGAAUACUUGGAAGGAAUUCACAAGCGCUACCGAACCACCUAUGUCCCGUGGUACAGAAAGUUUUUAGGAGUUCUCUGUUUGUAUACAGCCUGGUACAGCCACAUUCAAGCCACGAAUGCAUCUAACAUAGCGAGUCAUAUUGUCACACAAGUUGUGAAGAAGAAAUACUCAGAAAGCUGCUAA